Funneliformis caledonium is the source of this 221-nucleotide messenger RNA. The record is from the annotation of a GenBank genome assembly. NCBI's taxonomy places the organism in Eukaryota, Fungi, Glomeromycota, Glomeromycetes, Glomerales, Glomeraceae.
AAAUCAUAUUAUCAGAAAAUGAUAAUCUGAAUAGCUUAACAAGGAUUGAUUCGCUUCUAGAACUAGUACAAACAUCUGAAAGACUUAAAAUUAAAGCUGUUUCAAAAUUGGAACUCGAAAUAGAGUCUAAGACUGAUGAAUUUUCAUCAUUUUGUUUACAAUGCCUAGUUCUAGUAGAUUUUAGAAUAAACAAUUCAAUCCCUCUUUCUAUAUCUUUGUGA